AUGGAUGCGCUGCUCUGAUUUAUUUCAGGGUGUCACCGUCCCUCAGCGUCUUUUGCCGUAUGAGCUGGAGCUGGAAGCCAACGUGACGCUGGAGAGACUCUUCCUCUAUGUGUGUGAAAUGGACAGGAGACCUUCAAUCCCUGAAUCCUGGGAGCUGCUGCCACAGGGAUCUGCCAUGAAGCAACUCCUGACUGAAUGUUGGGACCGGGACACAGACGCCCGUUUAACAGCACACUGUGUUGUGGACAGAUUAGUGUCUCUACAGACUGAUUUAUCACUGUGAUUAUUAGUAUGUGUAUAUAUAUAUAUAUAUUGUUGGAGUUGGAAAGCUCUUUUUGUUAUAUUUGUACACUCUUUGUUCUCAUUCUU
Messenger RNA from Oryzias melastigma (Indian medaka), 369 nucleotides. RefSeq names its product anti-Muellerian hormone type-2 receptor-like. The coding region runs from base 5 to 283 and encodes 92 amino acids. The transcript is spliced from 3 exons. Gene Ontology annotation, molecular function: transforming growth factor beta receptor activity; ATP binding. The record is from RefSeq and is a predicted model, not a curated record. Gene Ontology annotation, cellular component: plasma membrane; signaling receptor complex. Lineage: Eukaryota; Metazoa; Chordata; Actinopteri; Beloniformes; Adrianichthyidae. Gene Ontology annotation, biological process: cellular response to growth factor stimulus; BMP signaling pathway; protein phosphorylation.